CGCCGCCUUCCUCCCGCAGCCUCGGGGCUGGCAGAGCUGGGCGCUCACUGGAUCCACGGGCCCUCGGAAGGGAACCCCGUCUUCCGCCUGGCUUCCAGCUACGGCCUGCUGGGCCCAGGAGCCACCGAAGAGGAGAACCAGCGGGUGGAGGCCAAGGGACACCCGCUGCUGCCUGUCAUCACCUACGGCAGCUCAGGGAAGGUGCUGAGCCCCGAGCUGGUGAACGGCACCCGCAGCCUCUUCAGCGAACUGCUGGGCUCGGCCCAGGCCCUCGCGGGCGUGGAGGAGCUACCCGCCAGCAGUGUGGGGCAGUACAUGCGGGCAGAGAUCGCCCGGCUGGCCUCCGCCUGGGAUGAGGACAGGGAUGACAAGCAGCUGCGGCUGGCCGUCCUCAGUGCCUGCCUCAAGCUGGAGUGCUGCAUCAGCGGCACCCACAGCAUGGACAUGGUGGCCUUGGGGUCCUUUGGGGAGUACACCUCACUGCCCGGGCUGGAUUGCACCUUCCCAGGUGGCUACAGCAGCCUGCCUGAGCGCAUACUGGAGACCCUGCCUGAGGGCACUGUCCUGCUCAACAAACCAGUGAGGACUAUCUGGUGGCAGGGGUCCUUCCGCGAGGAGGGGGACGCAGACAGGGACUUCCCUGUCCGGGUGGAGUGCGAGGAUGGCGACUCUUUUCUUACUGACCAUGUCAUUGUCACCGUCCCACUGGGUUUCCUCAAGGAACGGCAUCAGGACUUUUUCCACCCACCCCUGCCUCAGCGGAAGGCAGAAGCUAUUCACCGCCUGGGCUUUGGAACCAACAACAAGAUCUUCCUGGAGUUUGAGCAGCCCUUCUGGGAGCCCGAGCAGCAGCUGCUGGAAGUAGUGUGGGAGGAUGAAUCACCUCUUACUGAGCCCAGUGCUGACCUGAAGGCCAACUGGUUCAAGAAGCUUGUUGGCUUUGUGGUCCUCCAGCCACCAGAGCAGCUUGGGCAUGUCCUCUGUGGCUUCAUCGCUGGCAAGGAGUCAGAGUACAUGGAGACACUGAGCGACACUGAGGUUCUCAGCACCAUGACCCAUGUCCUCCGCACACUGACAGGCAACCCGCAUCUGCCCACGCCCUGCAGCGUGCUGCGCUCCUGCUGGCACAGCGCUCCCUACACACGUGGCUCCUACAGCUACGUGGCUGUCGGAAGCUCCGGGGAAGACAUAGACAUACUGGCACAGCCACUGCCUGAGGAUGCAUCUGGACCCAAGGCCGCUGCAGGUGCUGUUCGCGGGAGAGGCCACGCACCGCUCCUUCUACUCCACCACGCACGGCGCGCUGCUGUCCGGCUGGCGGGAGGCCGAGCGCCUCAACCAGCUCCCGCGGGCCGCGGCCCGGUCGUAAUAAAGGUUCCUUCCCCACAGAGUUCCGCCUGGUUUAUUGCCCGCCGGUCGCUCGUCCUCCGCGGACUGCCCGCUACGCUCAGCGGUCGUUGUGUUGCAGGGCUGCGGCAGAUGCGGGCCUCCCUGCGGCGUGCCGACUGCCUCGUCGAGGUGCACGACGCUCGUAUCCCACUGUCAGGCCGUAACCCUGUGCUGCAGGAGGUUCUGGGCAUCCGCCCGCAUCUUCUGGUGCUGAACAAGAUGGACUUGGCUGACCCACGCCAACAGUCAAGAGUCCUGGAGCAACUGAGGCAGCAGGGAUGCUCGCAUGUUGUCUUCACUGAUUGUCAGCAGGACAGCAAUGUCAAGAAGAUUGUGCCCCUGGUCGCCAAACUAGUCAGCAGCAGCCCACGUUACCACCGGGCUGAGAGUACUGAGUACAGCAUCAUGGUGAUCGGUGUGCCCAAUGUAGGCAAGUCAUCGCUUAUCAACUCUUUGCGGAGGUUGCNUUUCCCCAAAGUAAAAGCCACAGCAGUGGGUGGUGAGCCAGGUGUCACCAAGGCGGUGCUGACCCGGAUCCAGGUGUGCGAGACUCCCCUGGUGUACCUGGUGGACACGCCAGGUGUGCUGCCCCCAAAGUUGGCCGAUGUGGAGACGGGGAUGAAACUGGCAUUGUGUGGAGCCAUCCGUGACCACUUGGUGGGUGAGGACAUCAUGGCUGACUACCUGUUGUACGUACUGAACCAGCAGCAGCAGUUUGGGUACGUGGAGCGCUAUGGGCUGCCUGAGGCCAGUGACAACAUCAGGCAUGUGCUGAAGUACGUGGCAGUCACCCUGGGCAAGACGCAGAAGGUGAAGGUGCUGACAGGCACAGGGAAUGUCAACAUGAUGAUGCUCAACUACUCAGCUGCUGCCUAUGAGUUCCUGCGGGCCUUCCGUGCCGGGCAUCUGGGUAGACUGACGUUGGACUGAGGGUCCUGGAGUAGAGCAGGGCAUCCCACAUCUCCCCCAGCUCCAGGUGGCGGCAUGGUGUGAUUAAAGCUGCUUUGUUCCUAGAUGG
This is a messenger RNA of Meleagris gallopavo (turkey), 2407 nucleotides long. The record is from RefSeq and is a predicted model, not a curated record. Lineage: Eukaryota; Metazoa; Chordata; Aves; Galliformes; Phasianidae.